Molecule: messenger RNA, 1170 nt
Organism: Nematocida parisii ERTm1
Lineage: Eukaryota; Fungi; Microsporidia
Exons: 1
Coding region: 1-1170 (389 amino acids)
Source: RefSeq, a predicted model, not a curated record
AUGAUAAAUUGUAAUGAGAGUGUGCUAAGAGAGAGAAUAAAGAAAGAAUUCAUAAAUAAUAAUAAAGAAGAAAUUGAAUUGAAAGGUAAAUAUAAAGAUAAAGUAACGAAUAUAAUAGUAGAUAUUAACAGAAAUAAUGAAAUAUUUAUAGAUAUACCAGUACCACUAAGGAAAUUGGCAUAUAAUAUGAUAUUUAUAGAAGUAUUUAAAAGAACUGAAAUGGGAUAUAGAUAUACGUAUAAUGAUAUACUAACAGUAAUUAAAGACUCUAUAAAUUAUAUAGGGAUAAUUAUGAAUAUAAUCAUAAAUAUAGCAGAAGAUUUACAAGAUAAUUAUAAAAAAGAAGUGUUUUAUAGAGUAAUGGGGAACAAUCAUAUGAUUAUAGCAGCAGUAUAUCAGCAUAGGAAUGAUUUCUUUUGUGAUACUAUUGAUAAACUCUGUGAAAUCCAUAAGAUAAAGAAAUUAGACUAUAAAUUAUAUUCAGAUGAUGCACUGAUUGGUCUUUUUGAGUCAAAUAAGUAUAAAAAGUGCUCAAGAUUAAAAAGAGCAUUAGAUAUACUAAUGAAAUACGGAGAUAAUCUAAUUAUAAGAGAUAAUAAUGGGAAUGAAAAAUCAAAUGCUAGAAAAUUAGGAAUAAGUAAUGAUGAUAUUAAAUCAUUACAGUUACUUAGAAGAGUACACCAAGAAGAUGUAUUCAGUAUUAUAAGUGUAGUAUAUGAUUCAAUUCACAUUAAAAAUAAGAACUGGAAUGAAACAGUUUCCAUUUUUUGGCUAUAUCUUUUUAUGUUGAAACUUUCCAUAUUUAUGGAUAUAAAAGAAGAUAUUCUAUCACAUAAAAGCACAAAAACAGUCGAUAUAAUCAAACAGUAUUUAAAGAACAUGGAAAAUGUAGAAAAUACUUUAAUUAUUAAGAACUCAAAUGCAUGGAAUAGGUUUAAAAGCAUUGAAAAUGACUUUAAAAUUAACCCAGAAGAGUUUAAAAAUAACGUAAUUCAAGAUUAUUUAAAACGAGUAAAAUCUAAAAUGUUAAUUCUUAAUGGCACAGUUAAUGCUAAAAUUAGAAAAGUGUUUAAGAAUAUUAUGCUAAUAAUUCUGAUUAUACUAAUGGUUAUGGGUACUAUAUUCUUAUUAUAUCCUAUUGAAGUAAAUAGAGUCUUAACUAAUAAUUAA